CGACAUUUAGGGAAGGCAGAAAGUAGGUCAGGGACGGAGGUGCCUGUUUACCCGCGCCGGACUUACCGCCGCCGCCGCCGCGGGAUCCGAGUGCGGGCGCUCCCGGAGAGCCACGGUGGUGUUGGCUACAGUGUGUGCUUUUGGACCUGUCCUUAGCCUUUCAAAUGUGGAACACCACGCCUUCAUUGGUUGUUGGAAGAAGUUGAGUGCCUGGAAGAAAACUACAAAACAUGAAAAUUGCUUUGAGGUGACCAGCAAGUGCAGCGGUCCCUUGCUUCUCCAAGCUGGAUCGAGGCUUAAGAAUUGUAACCUCAGAUGCAGGAACUUGGGCCUGGAGGAAGGGAGUGACAGCCCCAGGCGUCCCGUCCCGUGGAGCUCUUGGCUGCCUGUAGAGUGUGGCCUCUUCACCACGGUUUGGAGUUAGAGCCCCUUGCAAGAGCAUCCUUCCAAUGGCGGACCAGAGAAUGGACAUUUCCUCAACCAUCAGCGACUUCAUGUCUCCAGGCCCCACCGACCUGCUGUCCGGCUCCCUGGGCACCGGUGGCGUGGACUGCAACCGCAAGCGGAAAGGCAGCAUCACUGACUACCAAGAAAGCAUGGACACAGACAAAGACGACCCUCAUGGAAGGUUAGAGUAUGCAGAACACCAAGGAAGGAUUAAAAAUGCAAGGGAAGCUCACAGCCAGAUUGAAAAGAGGCGUCGGGAUAAAAUGAACAGUUUCAUUGAUGAGUUGGCUUCUUUGGUCCCAACGUGCAAUGCCAUGUCCAGGAAAUUAGAUAAACUUACUGUUCUGAGGAUGGCUGUUCAGCACAUGAAGACCUUGAGAGGAGCCACCAAUCCAUAUACUGAAGCGAACUACAAGCCUACAUUUCUGUCAGAUGAUGAACUGAAGCACCUUAUCCUCAGGGCAGCAGAUGGAUUUUUGUUUGUCGUAGGAUGUGACCGAGGGAAGAUACUCUUUGUCUCCGAGUCUGUCUUCAAGAUCCUCAACUACAGCCAGAACGAUCUGAUUGGUCAGAGUUUGUUUGAUUACCUGCAUCCUAAAGAUAUUGCCAAAGUCAAGGAGCAGCUAUCCUCCUCAGACACAGCGCCCCGGGAGCGGCUCAUAGACGCGAAAACUGGACUUCCGGUUAAAACAGAUAUAACCCCUGGGCCAUCUCGACUAUGCUCUGGUGCGCGGCGUUCUUUCUUCUGUCGGAUGAAGUGUAAUAGGCCAUCAGUGAAGGUCGAAGACAAGGACUUUCCCUCCACCUGCUCCAAGAAAAAAGCAGACAGAAAAAGCUUCUGCACCAUCCACAGCACAGGCUACCUGAAAAGCUGGCCCCCCACGAAGAUGGGGCUGGACGAGGACAGCGAGCCUGACAACGAGGGGUGCAACCUCAGCUGCCUCGUGGCCAUCGGUCGGCUGCACUCACACAUGGUUCCACAGCCGGUGAACGGCGAGAUCAGGGUGAAAUCUAUGGAGUACGUCUCUCGGCACGCGAUCGACGGGAAGUUUGUUUUUGUAGACCAGAGGGCAACCGCUGUUUUGGCAUAUUUACCACAAGAGCUCCUAGGCACGUCGUGUUACGAGUAUUUUCAUCAAGACGACAUAGGACAUCUUGCAGAAUGUCACAGGCAAGUUUUACAGACAAGAGAAAAGAUUACAACUAAUUGUUAUAAGUUUAAAAUAAAAGAUGGUUCUUUCAUCACACUACGAAGUCGAUGGUUCAGUUUCAUGAACCCUUGGACCAAGGAAGUCGAGUACAUUGUCUCAACCAACACGGUUGUCCUAGCCAACGUCCUGGAAGGCGGGGACCCAACCUUCCCACAGCUCACAGCCUCCCCCCACAGCAUGGACAGCAUGCUGCCCUCUGGAGAAGGUGGCCCAAAGAGGACCCAUCCCACUGUUCCAGGGAUUCCAGGGGGAACCAGGGCUGGGGCAGGAAAAAUAGGGCGAAUGAUUGCAGAAGAAAUCAUGGAAAUCCACAGGAUAAGAGGGUCUUCACCUUCCAGCUGUGGCUCUAGCCCCCUGAACAUCACAAGUACGCCUCCCCCUGAUGCCUCUUCUCCGGGAGGCAAGAAGAUCCUAAAUGGAGGGACUCCAGACAUUCCUUGCAGUGGCCUCCUACCAGGACAGGCACAGGAGAACCCAGGUUAUCCAUAUUCAGAUAGUUCUUCUAUUCUUGGUGAGAACCCCCACACAGGCAUAGAUAUGAUUGACAACGACCAAGGAUCCAGUAGUCCCAGCAACGAUGAAGCAGCAAUGGCUGUCAUCAUGAGCCUCCUGGAAGCCGAUGCUGGGCUGGGCGGUCCUGUUGACUUCAGCGACUUGCCAUGGCCGUUGUAGACACUACAUGUUGCUUUUGGCAACAGCUACAGUAUCAAAGUGCAUUACUGGUGGAGUUUUACAGUCUGUGAAGCUUACUGAAUAGGGAGAGAACAGCUUUUAUGGACUGACCUCAUAAAAGCCAUCUCAGAGCCAUUGAUACAAGUCAAUCUUACUAUGUGUAACUUCAGACAAAGUGGAACUAAGCCUGCUCCAGUGUCUCCUCAUCAUUGAUUUUGGGCUAGCUGUGGAUAGCUUGCAUUAAUUGUAUAUUUUGGAUUCUGUAUGUGUUGAAUUUUUUAAUCAUUGUGCACAGAAGCAUCACUGUUAGCUUUUAUAUGCGAAAUGGUCAUUUCAGAUGUAAGGUGUUUUUACACUACAAAGAAGUCCCCCAUGUGGAUAUUUCUUAUACUAAUUGUAUCAUAAAGCCGUUUAUUCCUCCUUGUAAGAAUCCUUUACUAUAAAUAUGGGUUAAAGUAUAAUGUAUUAGACAGUUAAAUAUUUUUAAUAAAUGUUUCUUUCCCUUGUUCUAUAA
Messenger RNA from Jaculus jaculus (lesser Egyptian jerboa), 2844 nucleotides. RefSeq names its product aryl hydrocarbon receptor nuclear translocator like (gene Bmal1). The record is from RefSeq and is a predicted model, not a curated record. The transcript has 20 exons. Gene Ontology annotation, cellular component: transcription regulator complex; aryl hydrocarbon receptor complex; nucleus. The coding region runs from base 450 to 2330 and encodes 626 amino acids. Lineage: Eukaryota; Metazoa; Chordata; Mammalia; Rodentia; Dipodidae. Gene Ontology annotation, molecular function: DNA-binding transcription factor activity, RNA polymerase II-specific; RNA polymerase II cis-regulatory region sequence-specific DNA binding; protein dimerization activity. Gene Ontology annotation, biological process: circadian rhythm; regulation of transcription by RNA polymerase II.